UCCUCCCUUUCCCGGUUUGCCGCCGCCUGGCUGGGCCGCUCUUGUGGCGGCGGCGGCGGCUCCUCCAGCGAGCAGCAUGGCGGCCGUGGAGGCCCGGGUGUGCGAGACGUCGGGCUGCAGCAGCGAAGCCAAGCUGCAGUGCCCCACCUGCAUCAAGCUGGGCAUCCAGGGCUCCUACUUCUGCUCGCAGGAAUGUUUUAAGGGAAGCUGGGCUACUCACAAGUUGCUACACAAGAAAGCAAAGGAUGAAAAAGCAAAGCGGGAGGUUUCUGCCUGGACUGUAGAUGGUGACAUCAACACAGAUCCCUGGGGUGGCUAUCGAUAUACUGGAAAACUUAGGCCACAUUAUCCCCUGAUGCCAACAAGACCUGUGCCGAGUUACAUUCAAAGGCCGGAUUAUGCUGAUCACCCACUAGGCAUGUCUGAAUCAGAGCAGGCUCUUAAAGGCACUUCUCAGAUAAAAAUUCUUUCUGCAGAAGAUAUAGAAGGGAUGCGAAUAGUGUGUAGGCUUGCUAGAGAGGUAUUAGAUGUUGCUGCCAUGAUGGUAAAGCCAGGUGUAACUACUGAAGAAAUAGACCAUGCUGUUCAUCUGGCUUGCAUUGCCAGAAAUUGCUAUCCUUCCCCGCUGAAUUAUUAUAAUUUUCCUAAGUCUUGCUGCACGUCAGUAAAUGAAGUGAUCUGCCAUGGAAUCCCAGACAGGCGACGCUUACAAGAGGGUGAUAUCGUUAAUGUGGACAUUACCGUUUAUCGAAAUGGUUAUCAUGGGGAUCUCAAUGAGACAUUUUACGUCGGGGAAGUUGAUGAGGGUGCAAAGAAACUAGUCCAGACAACAUAUGAGUGCCUAAUGCAAGCAAUUGAUGCAGUGAAACCUGGUGUUCGAUAUAGAGAGCUGGGAAAUAUUAUACAGAAACAUGCUCAAGCCAAUGGAUUUUCCGUAGUUCGGAGCUACUGUGGGCAUGGGAUUCAUAAGCUCUUCCACACAGCUCCCAAUGUGCCACAUUAUGCCAAAAAUAAGGCUGUUGGUGUAAUGAAGCCUGGCCAUGCGUUUACAAUAGAACCAAUGAUCUGUGAAGGUGGGUGGCAAGACGAGACCUGGCCUGAUGGCUGGACUGCUGUGACGCGAGACGGGAAGCGUUCUGCCCAGUUUGAACACACACUGCUGGUCACAGAUACUGGGUGUGACAUCCUAACCCGCCGGUUGGAUAGCAUUCGCCCUCACUUCAUGACUCAGUGCUAGUGUAGACCAAGCUGGGAGGCCUGAACCCAAGCAUCUCUUCUGCUCUGUACUAUGUGUUUCACUAAGAGUACAGGCUAAAAGGGGGGGGGGAUUUUAUCACCUGUUUUUCUUCUUCUUGACUGUAGGUAGGAGAUGCAGCCUUGCAUUGAGAGGUUAAUGCCGUAGGCUUGAAAAGCAGAGGUUUUAGAGCCCCAGUCUCUGCUCUCCUGCCACCCCAACAUUGUUUGAACUUAUCUCCCCCCCCCCCAAAUCAUUGUCCUUAUGGUACCUCAUUUCACCCCCUCAGCCGGGCUUGUCACUGCCGCCGUUCUCAGCAGCCACACACAGCUUCUUUUCGUGGUGGAUGCAAGGAUUCAGAAACAAGCCUUUCUGUUUUUACAAGCAACACCUGAGAGUUUAAACUUUUUCUUGUUCCAAAGACAACCCUUCCUUAGCUGUUUAAAUGGACUAGGCUUUCAUCUGUGUAUAAUUCAGAGGUGGAAUUUUCUACUUGAAAAUGUUGAAUCGGAAUUUUGUUCUGUCUGCCCCUCUUCCACCCUGUUGUUACUGUAUAUGGAAGUAUAAUAUCUGCCUGUAAA
Molecule: messenger RNA, 1815 nt
Organism: Lacerta agilis (Sand lizard)
Lineage: Eukaryota; Metazoa; Chordata; Lepidosauria; Squamata; Lacertidae
Gene: METAP1
Product: methionyl aminopeptidase 1
Exons: 11
Coding region: 77-1237 (386 amino acids)
Biological process (GO): proteolysis
Molecular function (GO): metalloaminopeptidase activity
Source: RefSeq, a predicted model, not a curated record